Messenger RNA from Monoraphidium neglectum, 267 nucleotides. RefSeq lists its product as hypothetical. Gene Ontology annotation, biological process: Mo-molybdopterin cofactor biosynthetic process. The record is from RefSeq and is a predicted model, not a curated record. Lineage: Eukaryota; Viridiplantae; Chlorophyta; Chlorophyceae; Sphaeropleales; Selenastraceae. The coding region runs from base 1 to 267 and encodes 88 amino acids. The transcript has 2 exons.
AUGCUCGUCCGCGUCCUCUACUUCGCGCGCGCCCGCGAGGUCGCCGGCGCCGCGGAGGAGUCCCUCGAGCUGCCCGGCGGCUGCGGCACGGCCGCGCUGCUGGCGGCCCUCAGGGCGCGCCACCCCGGGCUGGAGGGUGUCCUGCGGAGCUGCGUGUUUGCGGUCAACCAGGAGUACGUGGCCCUUGACCAGGAGGUCCCCCUAAAGGAGGGGGACGAGCGGCGGGUGACGCGGGGGCCGGGGGCCGGCGGCAUGGCCUGGGAGUAG